Molecule: messenger RNA, 1350 nt
Organism: Candidozyma duobushaemuli
Lineage: Eukaryota; Fungi; Ascomycota; Pichiomycetes; Serinales; Metschnikowiaceae
Gene: IPT1
Product: inositolphosphotransferase
Exons: 1
Coding region: 1-1350 (449 amino acids)
Biological process (GO): sphingolipid biosynthetic process; inositol phosphoceramide metabolic process
Cellular component (GO): inositol phosphoceramide synthase complex
Molecular function (GO): inositol phosphoceramide synthase activity
Source: RefSeq, a predicted model, not a curated record
AUGAUUCCACAGCUAAGGCGUGCGCUGCUAGCUUUGCUAGCGCCCUUUGUGGUGGUGCUCCAGUUCCUCGUGCGUGUGUUCUGGCUGGGGCUUAACGAACGCUCCGUCUUUACUUUACCGCUCAACUUCUUUGUCAACUUCAGCCCCGUAUUUAUCUGGCUUUUGAUAUUCAAGAACGCAGGCUUGAUUCCCAAGGAGAUCCGUCCUCCCAUCCACGUCUCGUUGGCCCACCAUGUUGAAGUCGCCAUGUUUGAAGUUUGGGACAAACCCUUGUCGUCUUUGGCGUCUUUGGUGGCCACCACAGUGGGAGCGUGGCUUUUGUACAACAGGGUGUACCAGGAGAAGGCGGAGAAGGUCGACGACUACUCCUUGGCGAGCCAUUCGUCCGCCCUGCUGACGCUGUUCUCCGACGAGGACUUUGAGAUGAUUGACUACGAGUCCCCCAAAACACCAGCGGCUUUUGUACCCCCUGACUUCCAGGACCACAGCAGGUUCGGCCCCUUUCCUUUCCUUCCUAGAAUGACCCAGCAGGACGCCGUCAACAACGCCACCGCCAUCAACAGGCGCCUUGAGCGUCACGCCGACUCCAACUACCGUCCUUACAACUGCUGGCUGGCCGCUCCGCCGGCGCUUUUGGGCGCCUCUUGGCUCCUCCUAAAUUUAGACACCUCCUUAGCGACCCCUAUCACCGAGCCCAAGGACGUGUUGGCCUGGUUCAGCUACGUCAUUGGCCACUUCUGUGUGCCGCUUUUCACCGCCAUCUGGCUCUACGUGUUCCAUGCUCCCGGUGCCCUCAAGUGUUUUGGCUUUGCCCUCGGUGCACAAAACAUUGCUGGUGUGCUCACACACCUCGUAUUUCCUAAUGCUCCUCCUUGGUUCAUCCACAAGUUUGGCGACGAUGCUCCUGCUGACUACGAUACCUUGGGCUACGCCGCAGGCUUGACCAGAGCCAAAUUCUCCAUUGGUACUCACCUCGUCAACGACGGUUUCCACAAGUCUCCUAUUGUGUUUGGUGCUGUGCCUUCCUUGCACUCGGCUAUGGCGGUCCUUUGCUUUUUCUUUGUCUGCUAUUAUUCCCGCUGGGUGUUCGCCAAGGUGCUUCUCUUCGCCUUUGUGUUCUGCCAAUGGUGGGCUACCAUCUACUUGGACCACCACUGGCGCAUAGACCUUUUCAUCGGUCUCCUUUACGCCAUUGCCUCCUAUACAAUCUUUUCCAAAUCGUUGAUGCCUCGCGUCGACAAUGAAUUUGCACAGGCCCGUCUACAUUACGACUUCAAUAAGGGCUCCACCAUGGGCAUGCGUGUUUUCCGUAACACAAAGCUCCAGAAUUUCUUUGACCCCAUCGCAUAG